GUUGGCUGGCAGUGGCUUCAAGUUGAGCCGUUGUGAGCUCCGCAGCCGAACCAUUGGUGCGUAAUGGUGCACGACUGGACGGCAGAUGUUUCACCAGCGGGACACUCUGUCUCUGCACACUUUAUUUGAACCCUUCCAAGUUUUUUUUUCCUUCAGCGUAGGCGUGCGUUAACUCGGUGUCCUGCCUUUUUAAAAGUUAUCUAAGGAAGGAAGAGGAGAUAAAGCAAGAAAGAAAAAAAAAAAAAAAGAAGUGGACGACUUCUUCCAAAAACCGUCCCGGUUUCUACCGGGGAGUUGUCGUCAUCAGCACCCCAGAUAUCCCCCCUCUCCAGCUCCCUAAAUGGAUGGGGCAGUCUUGGUCUAUGCAGUUCAACGCAGGCCAAAAGAUUGGAAACAACUUGUGAGUAUCCGUCAGUUUGGCGUCUAAGAGGGGAAACGCUCAGAAAUGCCCGGCUGCCUCGCUGGAGCUCAACUCUGAGGACUUUUUCUCCUGCAGUUUGUGCAGGGUUUUUUUCAGGAGGAAGGACUAAAAGUUUACAACAGAAAGGAAAACUUUGCGCUGAAGUGGCAGCUCUCUCACUAUAAGCCCUCACUAUGGAUUGUAUGUAUUUAUUGAUGUGCUUUUCACUCAGUCAAGUAUUUUUGGAGCAUAUUUUGGCUGCAGAAACGCACGAAAAACUCUCUGGAAAGUUAAGUGAAUAUGGUCUUAUCGUGCCAUUCAGCACAGACUCCUGUGGCCGGUACAUUUCUCACGUGGUCUCUGCUGUAAGUGGAAGUAAAGGUGCUGCUGCAACCGCCGCCACUGCUACUGAUGCCACCUCAGCCUUUGGCAGCAGAAGAAGGGUGGCCCGCGGUGCCCCCAAGAUGCCCUCGGUCACCCCUGGCUCAGCUCAGCACUUGUUUUUCAAUGUCACUGUGUUUGGGAAGGAGCUGCACCUCCGGCUGAGGGCCAACAGGAGGCUGGUGGCCCCGCGGGCUUUUGUGGAAUGGCAAGAGGACUUUGAGGAGAAAGCCAAGGAAAGGAUCCACGGGGACUGUGUCUUUACUGGGGAUGUGAGCGACAUGCCGGAGGCCUCUGUGGCCAUCAGCAACUGUGAUGGACUGGCAGGCCUGAUCCGGACUGAUAAUGGGGAGUUUUUCAUUGAACCCCUCGAGAAGGGCCAGCAGGAUGUGGAAGUGAAGGGGCGUGUCCACGUGGUCUACCGCAGAUCAGCCAUCAAGCGGGAGACGGGCCAGCGGAGAGACGACCUUCACAACGAAGUGGCAGACAUCGGGAUCGCGGACCUCCCGGCGGCUCUGGACCUCGUCGAACAUAAGCUGUCUGAGUCUGAUCGCAAGAGGAGGCAUGCGAAGAAAGAUGACUACAACAUCGAGGUGCUGCUGGCUGUGGAUGACUCGGUGGUUCGCUUCCACGGCAAGGAGCACGUGCAGAAUUAUGUUCUCACGCUCAUGAACAUAGUUGAUGAAAUCUAUCACGACGAAUCUCUGGGAACGAACAUCAACAUUGUCCUCGUUCGCAUGAUAAUGGUCGGGUACCGGCAGUCUAUCAGCCUGAUCGAGCGUGGCAACCCAUCUCGCAGCCUCGAGCAGGUGUGCCGAUGGGCCAACACGCAGCAGCGCCGCGACCCCGACCACGCCGAGUACCACGACCACGCCAUCUUCCUCACAAGGCAAGAUUUUGGUCCCGCAGGUAUGCAAGGUUAUGCUCCAGUGACAGGGAUGUGCCACCCACUGAGGAGCUGCACUCUGAACCAUGAGGAUGGCUUCUCCUCCGCCUUUGUGGUUGCUCACGAAACCGGCCAUGUGUUAGGUAUGGAGCACGAUGGCCAGGGGAACCGCUGUGCUGAUGAGACCAGUAUGGGCAGCAUCAUGGCGCCACUGGUCCAAGCAGCUUUCCAUCGCUACCACUGGUCUCGCUGCAGCAAACAGGAGCUCAACAGAUACAUCCACUCCUAUGACUGCCUGCUGGAUGAUCCUUUUGAACAUAAGUGGCCCAAGCUUCCUGAGCUCCCUGGGAUAAAUUAUUCAAUGGAUGAGCAGUGCCGCUUUGAUUUCGGCGUUGGUUAUAAAAUGUGCACAGCUUUUCGAACCUACGACCCUUGCAAGCAGCUGUGGUGCAGCCACCCGGACAACCAGUACUUUUGCAAAACCAAAAAAGGUCCUCCAGUCGACGGGACUGAGUGCGCACCAGGGAAGUGGUGCUUCAAGGGACAUUGCAUCUGGAGAUCCAGCCAGGAGCCCCAGGGUCACGAUGGAAAUUGGGGCUCCUGGUCUAAGUUCGGCUCUUGCUCCAGAACGUGUGGAGGGGGAGUUCGCUCCCGCAGCAGGCAGUGCAACAAUCCCCCGCCUGCCUACGGUGGUCGAGACUGCCCCGGCUCUGCUUUUGACUACCAGAUGUGCAACACCGAGGAGUGCGCCGGCCCUUACGAGGACUUCCGCGCUCAGCAGUGCGUCCAGAGAAGCAACAAAUACCACAAAAACAUCAAGCACACUUGGCUGCCGUACGAGCACCCAGAUGAGGCCCGUAAAUGUGAGCUGAGCUGCAAGUCCAAGGAGACAGGAGAGGUGGUGUUCAUGAACCAGGUGAUGCAUGAUGGGACGCGAUGCAGCUACUCGGACCCCUUCAGUGUGUGCGCUCGAGGAGAAUGUCUCCAUGUCGGUUGCGACAAGGAGGUCGGCUCGUACAAACAGGAGGACAAAUGUGGAGUGUGUGAGGGGGACAACUCCCACUGUCGCACUGUGAAGCUGACACUCACCAAGACGCCCAAAAAGAAUGGUAUGCUGAAAAUGUUCGACAUCCCCAUAGGAGCCCGUCACAUAGUCAUUGAAGAGAAUGAGACCUCCCCUCAUAUAAUUGCUGUGAAGAAUCAAGUUACUGGAAGCUUCAUACUGAAUGCGAAAAGUGAAGAUGCUGAGUCAAAGACCUUCAUCGAAAAUGGUUUACAGUGGGAGUAUUCCAUCGACGCUGAGAAGGAGACUCUGAAAACAGCUGGUCCUCUGCAUGAAGGCAUCGUAGUUCUGGUCAUUCCUCAGGAAGAAGAGGCCAAAGUGAGCCUGACUUACAAGUAUAUCAUACAUGAGGACCUCCUACCGCUUAUUACCAACAACAACGUGCUUCUGGCUGAACUGGACACGUAUGAGUGGGCACUGAAGAGCUGGUCUCAGUGCUCCAAGCCUUGUGGGGGAGGUGUACAGUACACAAAAUACGGAUGCAGGAGGAAGAGCGACAGCCGUCUGGUGCAUCGUAACUUCUGCGAAACCAGCAAAAAGCCUAAGCCCAUCCGCAAGCGCUGCAACAUCCAAGAGUGCAGCCAGCCCACGUGGGUGGUGGAGGAGUGGAGUCCCUGCAGUAAGACCUGCGGGAAGCUGGGCUACCAGAGCAGGGUGGUGCAGUGCAUGCAGGUGCUCCACAACGGCACCAACAGAGUAGUCCACAGCAAACACUGCACCGACAGUCGACCAGAGAUGAGGAGGGCCUGUAACCACACCGUAUGCCCCGCCCAGUGGAGGACCGGGGCGUGGUCUCAGUGCUCGGUGACCUGUGGUGAAGGGAUUCAGCAGAGACAGGUGGUCUGCAAGGCCAGCGACAACACCAUCGGAGAGUGUGAGGGCGAGAAGCCGGAGACAGUCCUCAUAUGUAAACUAAGUCCAUGUCCAGGUCAGCCAAUGUCUUCUCUCACCUCUCAAACAGUAGAAAAUUCUACAAUGAAAGACGAAGCUGUAUACCAAAGGGUUCCUGAAAACCCUGUCCAAAAAAUCUCCUCCAAUGAACCUUGUCUGGGGGAUAAAUCGAUUUUCUGCCAAAUGGAGGUCCUCGCCCGCUAUUGUUCCAUCCCUGGAUAUUAUAAGCUCUGUUGUGAGUCUUGUAACAAGAAAGAAAGCCUCACCACGCACAUUCCCGAUUUCCACAACACCCCAGUGGCCUUCGCUGAAGCCGUUACUGCCACUGUUUCUCAUCCUGCCUCAUCCAAAACUCCUCCCGUCGCCACAACCCAGACCCCACCACAAACCACUAAAGCCGUCAGUCGGUGGCUUCUCUCCACUGCGCCGGUGCCGACCACGGCCUCCGCUGCUCAAGCUUCACCAUCAACAGAUGCUGCUCAGCCCCAGCAUCCUACCGGCGACUACUUCCUCACCGCCGGGAAGAGAGAUUCGGGUGCGGGGCAUCUUCUACCUCCAGGGUCGACUCGGCCCACUGCAGACUCCAGUGGAGGUGCCUCUAAAGAGCACAGUCCAAACAGCACUUUAGGCCCAGUCGCUGCCAGGUCAAGAAGGGACAAUUUAGGAUCCGAGAGGGACUCAAGUCACAGAACCUUGUCAGCUCAGAAAUGAACAGCGAGCAGUGUUGUGAACGUGCUGCUUAGUGAGACGUCUCAAACAUCAGCUCACACUCCGGUGCAGUAUCUGAUUCACUCUUGCUGCAGAUAAUGUCUUUUUUUUUUUUUUUUUUUUUUACGAUUUUUUUGUUGUUUCCAUGCCAGUGAACUUAGACCAGACCAGUGAUGGUUACCUCAUCAAAACUCCAGAGCGAUCUGCGUGUGCGGCGUCGCUCUGCCCUCUGUGCUUUGAAUACGAAACGGAAGUUAAAAAAAAAAAAGUUGUCAAACCGAAGGUGCUGUAAACUAAAACGACUACAAGACGUGUUCAAAAUGUGAUGACUGCAUUGCUACAUUCAUGUUUUUAUCUGUGUACAGUUGUGUAAGCCUGUUUUUUUUUCUUUCAAGUGCAUCAGAACUACUAUUGAACUUGUAUUGUGAACAGGAGGAGAGGUCAAACGUUAUGGAGGUGCAUGUAACAGCUGUGGAUUCCUGAGUGUGCCAUUGGAGUAAUUACAGACCAGCGUUCAGCUAGAGUCAGUUAUUAAGCUGCUACAUUUGCUAAUUAAAUUAAAAUUGAAGCUACACAUCAAAAGCCUAUAAAAGACAUCCUUCCCUUAUUAUCCUAAUUUGAAAGCAUUCAUUUUUGAGUUGCAGGAGUUAUUGAACAAAGUAUUUUUCGUCACUUCUAAUAUUUUUGCCUCCUUUUAAUUUUCCAUAUCAUGAUAGCUCCAUUUUAAAGAUGACUGUUGAUGCAGUGUGUUGACUUAUAAAGGUUUUACAUCCAACCAACAGAGGAGUAAAUGGAAGUCUGGCUGUCGAGCUGGUGAUUUCUGACUAACAAAAAAAAAAACAUCUACUGUUUGUUUUUUUCAGGAAAAGGUACUAAAAUCAUACAUCACAAAAUAUCUGUUGCUCUGAACUCAAAUCUAAAGGUCAAAAUGCAUUUGAAAGCAGCCAUGUUUGCAGAAUGUUGGCAAAAUUGUUACUUUUUUUUCAUGUUUUAACCCAAACAGUUCAUUAAGUCAUAGGCGUCAGUUUAGGGGGGGACGGUGGGGACGUGUCCCCACCACUUUUUCUCAGGGGUCAUUUUGUCUCCAACACAUUCAAAUUCUUCACAUGUAAGUCGUUGUAAACCCAGUUAUUUUCAGUAGUAUAGAAAAUUCCGAUGCUCCUGAACGCACCAUCCGCACUCAGCCGAGAGUUGCACAGACACGCAGCACACCUUCGUGAGGAUUAAAAAAAAAAAAAAACGCGCAGAUGCUAAAUUUGCGCCUGUGCCAAGUGGAAGCUCCGACCAGAGGCGUGCAGGGGCAAAAUUUCGGCCCGGGAGAAUUAGUACUAUAGCGGCCCACAGACCACUCUAUGCAUGUACUGAUAGCUGAACAGUUUGAGCCUCCGCCUUUGGUGUGGUGGUUGUGAGUUGGAGCCCAGCUUGUGGCAUUUUGCCGCCGUUCUUCGACAUUUUCUCAAAGUGCUGUGGUCUCUCCCCCCCCCCACUUUAAAAAACAAACUGACGCCCUUGCAUUAAGUGACUGUUAGUUUUCAGUCCAAGCUCUUAUUUACCAUACUAAGAGAGGCUCUAUUCAUCGUCUCAUCUAACAGCAAGACAGCGAGAGAAAUGUCAAGCUGCUCCUUUCAUGCUACUUUAAUGGAUGCACUUGUAAUGGUUUUUUUAAAAUUAUUUAUCAGGCUGCUAAUUAAUUCUAGUCAAGCAUUUGUUAAGUCCAUAAUUACUCCAGUGGCACACUCCAGACUUCAUAGUCAUCACUCCUGGCAGGGAGCUUCAUGGCUUCUCUGUCCCCCGGUGCUCUUUUUCUUUCUUUUUUUUUUUUUUUUUUUGUUGUUGUCCAGAUCGAACAUACUGGUGAUUAUUGUCACUGAUUUAAAAAAAAAAAAAAAUCACGACUGUUUGCAAGCCGACACCACUGUAGCAUGCCCUCCGUCUGUCUUCGUGGAAGUCAGUCUCUUGAUGCUUUAAAAACAAACAAAAAAAGAUUUCAGAAAAGUCACAUUAUGAUGUUUUUUUUGUAACUGACACAUUUUUUUCAGAUAAUAAUGUAUAUAGUGUAAAUUACAAGUUAUGAAAAAGUGUACGUUGCAGUUUGAAAACACAGGUGAUGCUGUACGUCCACAGACUGGUUGGUCAUACUGUUACACCGUUCCUGCAUUGCGGUUCAUAACGUCAUUAUGUUUAUUGUAUAGUUCUUGUAUAUACGUACGUGAAUGAAAGCUUUAAAUGUUAAUAUUUAUUGAAUUUUUAAGUGGUAUGGUGAACAAAGUAAAACACAUUUGAAAGAACGGA
Messenger RNA from Acanthochromis polyacanthus (spiny chromis), 6621 nucleotides. Its product is annotated as A disintegrin and metalloproteinase with thrombospondin motifs 14. Gene Ontology annotation, molecular function: metalloendopeptidase activity. The coding region runs from base 595 to 4332 and encodes 1245 amino acids. Gene Ontology annotation, cellular component: extracellular matrix. Lineage: Eukaryota; Metazoa; Chordata; Actinopteri; Pomacentridae. The transcript has 22 exons. Gene Ontology annotation, biological process: extracellular matrix organization; proteolysis. The record is from RefSeq and is a predicted model, not a curated record.